Cuscuta campestris is the source of this 1147-nucleotide messenger RNA. The record is from the annotation of a GenBank genome assembly. NCBI's taxonomy places the organism in Eukaryota, Viridiplantae, Streptophyta, Magnoliopsida, Solanales, Convolvulaceae.
AGAAUGCUAAAGAGGCACCACAUGUGCCUCCAAGCAUGCCACCCAAUAUAUUUACAUUUUAAUUUUUUUCAAUUUUCCUUUUGGGUGGCUUUUCAUCUCCCGCCCCCAAAAUUCCCAAAUCUCCAUUCUCCCGGUUCAACCUCCACAACCUCACCGUCCUUCUUCUCCGUUCUUCUUCUCUGGCAUCUGCGACGAAUCCACACCCUGUCUUGGAGCAUAAUCGCAAACGUCAAAUCCAGCUAAAGCUCCUACUCCUGAAGGAUUGAUUCCGCAUCUGCAAAACGAUGUCUUUGUUAAUCCCUAUUAGUGCUCAUUUUGGAGCUCAAUACUCAGCAAAUCUUUCUAUAUUCAAUGAUUGGAUAUUGGACUCCGUAUUUUAGAUGUCCAGAGAGAGAGCGUGUGGAGAAUUACGCCGGAUCAGCAGAUAAAAGUAGGUUCUUUAUAGAGAAUUACAAUAUAGCAUUCCGGGUACUGGACGAAGCUUUAAAGAACUGUGUAAAUGUUAAUAACAGAACUGGUACAGGAUGUAGCAGUAAUAUUGCUGUCAUUCGUGAUGUAGACGAAGAGAACCAAGGAUCUCAUGCCACCAGAACAACUAAGAAGAAGAGCGUGACAAAGAAAAGAAAGGUUUGCCUCAGAAUCAGCUCUCUGUUUGUCAACAUAGUUUUGCUACAUUAUUCUACUGCCAAUGCGCAUGCCCCCAGGUACAAUCUGAGCCCGAACUUGCAAUUGUGGACUCUCAUGAGGGUAUGCACCAGGGGCGACUUACCUCAACUGCACCAGGUCAUGAUGGGUUUUUGGGUCUCAACAGUGCAUGCCUAUGCUGGUAUUAUUCUUUCAAUAUCAAAAAUUCUACCCGCUCAAAAUUUGGAAAAUUGACAUUGAGAUCAUCAUACAAUACAUGGGCAUCUGGAUUACAGGCCAAGCUUUGGCUACAGCUUGCAGGAUGAACCUAACACGACAUCUGCUCAAUUGCAUUGCGACAAUAUUUCGCAUACGUGAGGAAAUAUCAUGAUGUAGUGCUCUCUUAGGAAAGGUUUUUGCAAACAAAGUAUUAGGAUAUGUUUGGAAUGCAGAAAUGCCAGGGAAAGAAAAUAGGGAGGACAAUAUAGUGGAACUUUUGAAAUAAUGAAAAUUUGGGGAAAAU